AUGCUGACCACGACCGGCUCCGGACCGGCGCACGACUCGAGCGUGGUGAUGUUGUUGAUGAUGCUGAUGAGGUCAGGCGUCUUGGAGGCCCGAGCCAGUGGUUGUCAAGCGGCCCUUGUCGGCCUCCUCUUGUCGUUGGCCGUGUUGCCGUCCGGAGUGGAAUUGCACCGGCUCCAGAUGCCCAGUCUAGGGUUGGGUGGAGCUAAUUUGACCGUCAAGUGGACUACUUCACCGGCACACUGGAGCCUAAUCGACAGAGAAAAGGAUUUCAUUCGUUCGGCCUCGUUGCCUCGGCGACCCGAAGACCAUGGUAACGGGGAUGACGAGGAUAAGCAAAGGUUCAUCAACAAAAGUGAUCAGAUGCAAGGCCAGUUGAGUGGAGAGGAGACAGACAUAGUUAUGGAAGAUCCUCGGGACCCUUAUUCUGGAGAUCCUAGAUAUCAGAACAGAACCGGUAAGAAUUUGGAGUGA
Molecule: messenger RNA, 471 nt
Organism: Protopolystoma xenopodis
Lineage: Eukaryota; Metazoa; Platyhelminthes; Monogenea; Polystomatidea; Polystomatidae
Source: the annotation of a GenBank genome assembly